This is a messenger RNA of Rasamsonia emersonii CBS 393.64, 1833 nucleotides long. RefSeq lists its product as uncharacterized. Gene Ontology annotation, molecular function: clathrin-cargo adaptor activity; RNA polymerase III core binding. Bases 1 to 1833 code for a protein of 610 amino acids. The transcript has 10 exons. NCBI's taxonomy places the organism in Eukaryota, Fungi, Ascomycota, Eurotiomycetes, Eurotiales, Trichocomaceae. Gene Ontology annotation, biological process: vesicle-mediated transport; negative regulation of transcription by RNA polymerase III. The record is from RefSeq and is a predicted model, not a curated record. Gene Ontology annotation, cellular component: nucleus; AP-1 adaptor complex.
AUGGCGAUUCACUAUCUGAUCCUGUUGUCGAGGCAGGGCAAAGUGCGCCUUGCCAAGUGGUUUACCACUCUGUCGCCCAAGGAGAAAGCCAAGAUUGUCAAGGAUGUCUCGCAACUCGUCCUCUCGCGACGCACACGCAUGUGCAACUUUCUCGAAUACAAAGAUCAGAAGAUCGUCUACCGUCGCUACGCCUCCCUCUUCUUCAUUGCGGGCUGUUCUGCUACCGACAACGAGCUGAUCACCCUAGAGAUCGUGCACCGCUACGUCGAGCAGAUGGACAAAUACUACGGCAACGUGUGCGAGUUGGACAUCAUCUUCAACUUCCAGAAAGCCUACUUCAUCCUGGACGAACUGCUGCUCGCGGGGGAGAUGCAGGAGAGCAGCAAGAAGAAUGUGUUGAGGUGCAUCAGCCAGCAGGACAGCCUGGAAGACAUCGAGGAUUCGGAUCAGUUCCUCACCAACUUGAAAGCUAGCGGACUGGAGCGCAACCUCACCUCCACCCGGCGUCGUGUCACUGUGGCUGAUGCCGCAUCACCUCAUCGCCUGCUGUCACUUCCAUCCGUCUCUCCUUCCCUCUCCAUCUCCCAUUCACCCCCUUUCUCCCUCCUUCACUCGGAUUCUGUGACAUGGCCCCGUGCAUCGCGAUUGCUUCCUGCUAGACGUCCGUCGUCUGGCCCCGUCGAUCGCAUAAGCUUGUCCUUGCAGCCAGCCGGGAACACCUUAUCGCCGGUCGUCGCGCUCAACGCAGGUUAUCGGAUCGCACCUGACAAACGACGAUUACCGCAUCAUCCAGGUGCACAGUUGCUAGCGGGGCCUCCGAGUAUCCGUGACGAGUACCUUCCUCUUCCAGAAAUCGAAGAGGUGUCGAGCGCCCUCAACUUCGACACUGCCGACUGUCAUGUCGUGGGAGGAUGUGACCUUUAUAUCACCAAGGCCGCGUCGGACGAUCGGAAGCUCUACAACCGCAUUGAGCAGUCGUUGGAAUCGCAGUACGAGUCGCUCCUCCGUCUGUCGGCAUCGCUCUCCCCUCCGAACGCGUCGGAUGCCGCGAUUUCGCUCAACCUGUCGCGAUCCAGCCCUUUCGGCCCUCUCAGCGAGCAUUCGAGUCGCCGGACGUUUGCCUACCUGAUCGCGACACUGAACGCGAGCCAUCCGGACUACGACUUUAGCCAUGUGCUGCGACCUACGGAUUUCCGCCGCGAGCGGAACUUGAAGAAAGUGAUGAAUACCAUCGACAUGACGCUUUACAAUCUUCGCCCACAUCUGCGCAGCGACGGCACGCCUCCGUCUCCGCACUCGUACGCUGGGUCCUACAGCCCUGGUUGUUCUACCGUAUGGGGACCUCGGAUGUGGAGGCUUAUUGACGAGCAGAUGUCUCUGAACGACUGCGCCAUCUUCUCAUACUCGCCGGAAGAGGGCGUGCAUGACGAUGAUGACGGGGCGAUCUGGAGUCUGAAUUAUUUCUUCUUCAACAAGACGCGGAAGCGCGUCUGCUAUAUAUAUCUGCGCGGCAUUCCGAUCCUGAGCCACGCGGAUCCGGACGGAUUCGAUGGGCUGGCGACGCCGGUUGGGAAGAGGACUUUCGACGACGACUACCUCAUCCCGGACGUGAGCGCCAAGAAGCGGGCUCGGUAUUGGCUCGGAGAUCGCCCGGGACUCGAGGACGAGGACGAGGGAGUCGCCGGGCCGUCCAAGUCGCGCGCUGCGGUUGAUGAAGACAGCCGGACCCGGAAGGGCACGGUUCGCGCGAUGAGCGAGGAGAUUGCGGAGACGAUGGAGGUAGGGGGGGAGGUGAGGGAGGGAGGUGAGAUAGAUAGAUGGGAUUAUAGAUAG